ACCCUAAAUUCCUGAUGCUGUUAUCCCAGAGGCUCACGCUCGCCUAUGCGGCAAUCGUUGGAGUGGGCGGCAUUAUCGGCUAUUUGAAGAGGAGGAGCGCCAUGUCCUUGGUGUCUGGAAUAGUCUCGUCUUGUCUCUUGGUGUAUGUACACACGCAGCUGCCUGUGAAUCCAGUGGUGGCUUCGUCGCUCGGACUUGGAGUUUCAGCUCUUCUUCUAGUUGCCAUGGGCAACCGCUUCCAGAAAACUGGCAAGCUUUUCCCCGCUGGGAUCGUCGCGCUACUCUCAUUUAUCAUGACCGGUGGCUAUCUCCACGGGAUCAUCCACACUCGGUCACACGCCACUUAUACUUAAAAACUCCUUUCGGCUAGGCUUGAAACGUUCGGUGACGGAUCUCUCGCGCUCGUUAUAAUUUAGUUUGCCAUCGUUUUCUCGCAUCUCUUUCUCCCUCACGCUAUGUUGGAAGAGCAGGACUCUUCAAAGCUGGAUUUGAGUGAUUCUCUUUCCACCUUUAAAGCUAAAGUGUCUCUCUCUGUUCA
This is a messenger RNA of Selaginella moellendorffii, 538 nucleotides long. Its product is annotated as protein FATTY ACID EXPORT 7. Bases 15 to 353 code for a protein of 112 amino acids. Lineage: Eukaryota; Viridiplantae; Streptophyta; Lycopodiopsida; Selaginellales; Selaginellaceae. The record is from RefSeq and is a predicted model, not a curated record. Gene Ontology annotation, cellular component: membrane. The transcript has 3 exons.